This is a messenger RNA of Orbicella faveolata, 2320 nucleotides long. Its product is annotated as gamma-aminobutyric acid receptor subunit beta-3-like. Gene Ontology annotation, cellular component: membrane. Gene Ontology annotation, biological process: monoatomic ion transmembrane transport. Gene Ontology annotation, molecular function: extracellular ligand-gated monoatomic ion channel activity; transmembrane signaling receptor activity. The record is from RefSeq and is a predicted model, not a curated record. NCBI's taxonomy places the organism in Eukaryota, Metazoa, Cnidaria, Anthozoa, Scleractinia, Merulinidae.
AUAUGUAACUGCCUUUCUAGGGAACAAUGAAAUAUUUUUCGGCACAGAGUCCUUUACUCCUCAUCAAGGUCACUCUUCUGUUAACAGCAUGCCCUGGAUUAUCUAAUGGCGAUGUGAUUUCAAAGCUUUUCGCCGACUACGACAAAGCCUUAAGACCUGAUUUUGAAAGCGGCAAACCUACGGUCGUGCAAUGUUCUUUGACUGUCGAAUCUUUUGGCAACAUUGAAGAGGCUAAUAUGGAGUACAGGGUGUACGCCUAUUUCCACCAGCACUGGACAGAUUCACGUCUGGCCGGAAAACUAAACCGUACCAUUACCAUAAAAGGAGGUGACAUCGACAACAUUUGGGUCCCAGAUCCCUACUGUUAUAACGCACGUGAAUCAAACAUGAUGAUGCCAGACGAAGAAACCCACAGCAACGUCAAAAUAGAUUCCAAUGGCAAGAUAACAUACAGCAGAGGGCUAAGUUUGCUCGCCUCGUGCAUUAUGGACUUGGAGGAUUUCCCUCUGGACUCACAGAAGUGCUCUCUUAAGUUUGGAAGUUACGGACAUACUACUGAGGACGUGAUUUUCAUGUGGGUUCCUGGAAAGACUGAAGUUUCCGUUGAACACAAAGAAAUGGCUCAGUUUGAAUACAAAGGCUCCAAAUUAGAAUCAGACAUAGAUAUGUUUACCUCAGGGAAUUAUUCAACUAUGACAGCAACAUUCUCAUUUGAACGACGCAUCGGCUAUUACCUUAUUCAAGUCUACUUUCCAGACAUAUUUGUUGUAGUCCUAAGCUGGAUUGUCUUCUGGAUGGACAAAGAUGACAUGGGAAAUAGAAUGACCCUGGGAAUCACCUCCAUUUUAACUAUUAUGUUUCUUCUUGGAUCUCUCAAUGGUAACUUGCCUAAAGUCAGCUACCCAAAGGCUCUCGAUUGGUAUCUGCUGGUGUCAUUCAGUUUUGUGUUUCUGACGUUAAUUGAAUGCACGAUCGUGUUUCUCUUUGAAUCGAGCGCCAAACAAGACGAGGAACAGAUUAAGUUUACGAAACACGACGUUCCUCUCAUGACGAGGAUAUCCACAUCAGUAAAAUGCGCAGUUGGCUCGAAGGCAGAAACCAGAACUACUUCAGAUGACGUGUACGGCGGAGUACCCGAUAAUGACCUUGAAAUGGUUUACCGCGCGGCCAAAGCUAACAAAGCAGUGGUGGAUGACAUGUCACUCCAUAACAAAAGGGACGCCAAAAACAAAAAGAGGGAGAGGAUUGCUGACAAAAUAGACAAGGCAUCACGUGCCUUGUUUCCACUGGCCUUUGUUGUCUACAACGUCGCCUAUUGGGUCUACUUCAGUAAAUGAUAGGCUGAAUUCAGAGCACGGAGUGAGACAGAUCCUGACUACCGUAGGAAUCAGGCACUGUUCUCUUUAAUUUUGAGACUCGGUCCACACUAAGCCGGAGAAUUUGAAAACGCAGCUUUAUUUCUACGGUUAGACCUACCGUCCACACUAAUCCGUCACGAAAACGGAGCUUUUCGAAAACGAUAACGUCACGACAACCAUGUGAAUUCCAUGGCCGAGUUUCCUAGACACAGAUCCAAAGUGACCAGUGAUUGUUGCGUUUUCGAAUUUCUCUGGCGUAGUGUGAACAGAAAACAUUUGAUGCGUUUUCAGAGUGAAAAGCGGUUUUCAAAUUUAUCCGGUGUAAUGUGGAUAGGGGGCUCUGAUAACCUGAGAAAAAACAUUUCUACACCUGCAGCUCAAUCUAGUGACCAGGACCCAUUUGGUAACUGCUAGAGCAUUUGGUAACUGCUAGUUAGAGCGAACAGUCUUAGUCUUUAUUACAUUUACAAUACUUUGCCCAGUGUUUCAAUUUGUAACUCUAUCUGACAUUUUACCUUUACGAAUUACUACUAUUGAUAUCUAUAAUUAACAAAAGUUGUUGAAAUACUCCUGACCAAAGUCCAUAGAAAACGAACAAUGUGUAUAGUUGUGUGCACAUUCACUAACAGCGAAAAUGUGUUUCCUUAAUAACAGUGUUCGGAUCGUUUCUUCAGCAUUUUUUGAGAAGCUACAAUAUCUAUUAUGGCUUCAUUGAAACUGUAACUUGGUAGCGGCGCGCAACUUGGAGUAGGUGAAAGUUGUCCUUACGUUCAACUCAUUUGUUGCUAAGCAACGCUUAAUCACGAGGGGUAGUCAUUGACAAGAACAAGUCGCUUCCAGCUUAGUUUAUUUUUCAUUCCUGCAGGAAUUGUGGUAGUUAUUGAACAUCAGAAUAAAAGUCACUAUAAGAGCACUGUUUGUUUCACUUUAACUGAGCUACUACGCGCGCUCUCAUUGGUCGA